This is a messenger RNA of Diutina rugosa, 1209 nucleotides long. RefSeq names its product RNA exonuclease. Bases 1 to 1209 code for a protein of 402 amino acids. Lineage: Eukaryota; Fungi; Ascomycota; Pichiomycetes; Serinales; Debaryomycetaceae. Gene Ontology annotation, molecular function: poly(A)-specific ribonuclease activity. The transcript has a single exon. The record is from RefSeq and is a predicted model, not a curated record.
AUGAGGCCCAGCCCCGAGGAGAUUGAGGAGAAAAGGCGACAGAGACAAUUGAAAAAGGCCCAGGCAGCUGCUAAUGCCCCGCAAAAGCCGUUGGAAUACAUCCAGAGACCAUUUCUACAAGUUAAAUCGAGACCAGAGGACAAGCUCCUGAUACGAGUGAUGAGCUAUAAUGUGCUUGCACAGGCGUUAGUGAGAAGACAUCUCUUCCCUACCAGUGGCACCGCCAUCAAGUGGCUGUAUCGAGGCCCCGUGAUCGCCGAUGAGGUCAAACACUAUGAUUGUGACGUCAUUUGCUUUCAGGAAGUGGACGUCGGAUCUACCCUAAUUGAUAGCAUGAAUAAGCUUGGGUACGUGACCAAGUUUCAUUCCCACCCUCAAAAACGACACGGACAAUUGAUUGCUUUCAAAAAACUGCUUUUUAAGGCUGACUCGUGUCGCUUUUUGGACUAUGAUGAAGAUAAGGAAAUUGAGGGGACGGUCAUCACGCAGAAUGUGGGUCAAAUCAUUGAACUCAAGUUUACUGAUGAUGUCACCAAACAAUACGAAUACCUCCAGCUGCGACGUCUCCUUAUCGGGACGACUCACUUAUACUGGCACCCUUACGGUUGCUUUGAACGUACUCGCCAAACGGCAAUUGUCAAGCAAACCAUGGUUGAUUUUGAGCGUGAUCUUCGUUUAAUCGAUCCUAGUAUAAAGUAUUACAAGAUCUUUGCCGGUGACUUUAAUCUGGAACCAUUUGACCCACCUUACAUGGGAUUAGUCCAGAAUCCGUUUGAUGAAGAAGGUCUCCGGUUAUUAAAGCGAAGUGUCAACCACUUCUGCAAUCGUGUCAAUCAGGAUAAAGAAGAUGAAGAACCCGUUUAUCGCGAGCCUAGUGAUCCUCAGUAUCGCGACGUUGAACCCCUCAUUGAAGCCGUCAAAGAGGUCCAUUUUGGUCUGACUAAGCCACAACUCACGUCGGCGUACUCGUCAUACGUAUCAGUGGAUCCAGAGAAUAGUCAGGUAAACGGGGAACCACCAUAUUCUAAUUGGGCACAUGCCUGGCGAGGACUAUUGGACUAUAUCUUCUUAUUCGACGGUUCUGAUAUUACCGUGUGUGAGCUUUUGAAGAUGCCCACUAAGAAAGAACUCGGUGACGCCGGUCUACCUCAAAAGGGCAAAUACCCGUCCGACCAUCUCUGCAUCGCCGCUACAUUGUGUCUCGAGUAA